AUGGGUUGUUUCAAAUUUUUGAAGAUAACGAUGUUCUGCUUCAAUGGCCUCAUCUUUCUUGCAGGUGCUGCUAUAUUGGGAGUUGGAAUCUGGGUGAAAGUGGAUGGUGGAUCCUUCAUUGAUAUCCUGUCAAAAGCGGCGCCACAACUGAAGCAAAUAGUGAAUGUGGGGUAUCUCUGCAUCGCUAUAGGGAGCUUCUUAGUAGUAAUUGGGUUCCUGGGAUGCUACGGAACAGUGAAGGAAAACAAGUGCAUGCUGAUGAUAUUUUUCAUCAUAAUACUGCUGAUCUUCAUCGCUCAGGUUGUGGGUGCUGUGGUUAUCCUUGCAUUUUCUGGCUUGGCUGACAUUUUUAUUGGUUACGUUCAAGUCUGGGCAGUGGAAUCAAUCAAAAACGAUUAUGGCAAAAUAUCAGACAUAACCACAAUAUGGGAUUCAGUAAUGAAAGAGUUCAAGUGUUGUGGGUUCAAUAGCUACAACGAUUUUACAAACUCUUCUUCCCAUUACUUAACAUCAAAGUAUCCUAAGGAAUGCUGCACCACUUCAUAUGCUUGCCCACUUAGUGGUGUUAACAAGUCUAUACCGGGUUGCUACGUGACACUUCUCAUCUUUCUGAAGAGACACACCAAGAUUCUUGGUAUCGUGGCUUUGGGAAUUGCUGUACUAGAGAUAGGGGCGAUGGCAGCGUCCAUGAUAAUGUACUAUUAUAUCAGAAAACAGGAAAAGACCGUAUGAAUAUGGAGCACGAAUGAUAUAUUUGCU
Molecule: messenger RNA, 759 nt
Organism: Carcharodon carcharias (great white shark)
Lineage: Eukaryota; Metazoa; Chordata; Chondrichthyes; Lamniformes; Lamnidae
Product: tetraspanin-1-like
Exons: 7
Coding region: 1-732 (243 amino acids)
Cellular component (GO): membrane
Source: RefSeq, a predicted model, not a curated record